AAAUUUUCGCGAGAUCGCUCUUUCAGUCUGCUUCAAUUCUUCUCUUCUCUAGCAAGUUUCAGAUUCGAACAAUCAAAUAAAACGCAAUCAGAAAACCUAACCGGUUUAACCAAUGUCAACUCAAAAGGGAAGCAUGAGCAGUGGAUCUACAAGGAAACGUAUGAAGCCUGAGGUUGAAGAAAAGAUAGGAGAUGAAGCUGAGUCGCAGAUUGUACUUGUACAGGAGGAAGGAUUGGAGACUAACCAAAUCGGGUCUGAAGAAAUGGAACUCAAUAUUUCUCUUGUUCUUGAGAAGAUUGAGAAUUUUACUCAGAGGGUAUCUGAGCUCCUAGAAUCAGGGAAAACAAUGUUUAAGGACCUGUGCAAUGAUUUUGAAGAGAAACUGAUUAUGAUUCACAAGGAGCAGGUUGAAAAAUGGCAGGAAGAAAUCAAGGAAUUGCGUGCACUUGAUGCCUCAAAUGAGGAAGCCAAUGCUCUUCUGCAAAAUGCUCGAUAUGUACUUCAGCUCUGUCGUAAUGAUUAGUCAAGAUAGUUGGUUGAUCCCAAACAUUAAUCAGGUAAAAAGUAUACAUUGAUAGAAGAUGUGAGAAUCAUUGGGAUCCAAUUCGUUUCUAUUGGACUGUGUUUGGUGUUUAUCGUUAGAUUAAACUUCUAUUAGAAAUAUAUACUUGCGAGUCACCAUAUUUGGUUAAUCUUGUUCGAGGUAUAGAAGAUAUUUUAAUAGUAGUGACAGAUAAAUAUGUAGCAUCUUAGUUUGAAGGAUGUCACUUCAAAAACAGGAUCAAUGUUUCUUGAAUUUUGCAAGUGCUGCAUGGAAAAUACUUGCUCUAGUCCAACCUUUUACACUGUAAAUGUAUAUGUGUUUUGAACUUGCCU
Messenger RNA from Trifolium pratense (red clover), 876 nucleotides. RefSeq lists its product as uncharacterized. The record is from RefSeq and is a predicted model, not a curated record. The transcript is spliced from 5 exons. Lineage: Eukaryota; Viridiplantae; Streptophyta; Magnoliopsida; Fabales; Fabaceae. The coding region runs from base 113 to 523 and encodes 136 amino acids.